Aspergillus japonicus CBS 114.51 is the source of this 1453-nucleotide messenger RNA. Its product is annotated as putative mitochondrial phosphate carrier protein. The coding region runs from base 165 to 1307 and encodes 380 amino acids. NCBI's taxonomy places the organism in Eukaryota, Fungi, Ascomycota, Eurotiomycetes, Eurotiales, Aspergillaceae. The record is from RefSeq and is a predicted model, not a curated record. The transcript has 7 exons. Gene Ontology annotation, cellular component: mitochondrial inner membrane. Gene Ontology annotation, biological process: mitochondrial phosphate ion transmembrane transport. Gene Ontology annotation, molecular function: phosphate transmembrane transporter activity.
CAGCUCACGUUGUGCCUGGUGACACAAAGCAAAGGGUUCCAAGCUUGCCGUCGAUCAAUUCUUCCAUACUCUCUUAACUCCGCUCUAUCUCCACCGCUGAAAGUGGGGAUCGGUUGUAGACACUCAUAGAUAAGGAACCUCGCGACUGGAUCAUCCUAGCCAUCAUGUUUCCUACUGAAGGCGUGAUCGCGCAAGCCUUUUCCUCUCAGCAUCCACUGGGACAAUCCCACUCGCACCCUCAGCCGUCGGCAGCGCCGGAAAUGCAGAAGCGAGAGCCAUUUCCUGCCUGGAGCGUGAUUGAAGAUACCAAGAAGAAGGCAGACGCGCUGGCUAAGGAAGCCUCUCGAGAACUCGAUCUUGCAAGCCAGAAGGCUCAAGCCAAGACAGGCAAGAUUGAACCAUGGACUCCCAAAUACUAUGCGGCUUGCACUGUCGGUGGAAUGCUUGCCUGCGGUCUGACCCACACCGCUGUGACCCCUCUAGACUUGAUCAAGUGCCGCCGUCAGGUCGAUCCGCUCCUGUACAAGAGCAAUCUAGAGGCAUUCCGCACAAUCCGUGGGGCUGAAGGAUUGCGAGGAGUAUUUACUGGCUGGGGACCAACCUUCUUCGGUUACAGCGCCCAAGGUGCAUUCAAGUACGGUGGCUAUGAGUACUUCAAGAAGCUCUACAGUGACCUUGUAGGCGUGGAAAACGCGACUCGAUGGAAGACUUCUUUGUACCUGGCUGCCAGUGCGUCUGCAGAGCUUAUCGCUGACGUAGCCCUCUGUCCUUUUGAGGCCGUCAAAGUACGUAUGCAGACAACCAUUCCUCCGGACAUCCGGUCGACGUUCACCGGCAUCAACAACGUGGUCUCCAAAGAGGGCGUGGCUGGUCUAUACAAGGGUCUCUAUCCGUUGUGGGGUCGUCAGAUUCCGUACACCAUGAUGAAGUUCGCGUCCUUUGAGACCAUUGUUGAGAUGAUCUACAACUACCUGCCCGGCCAGAAGUCCGACUACAACAAGGGUGCCCAGACUACCGUGGCCUUCACUGGUGGCUACCUGGCUGGUAUCCUUUGCGCAGUUGUGUCGCACCCCGCCGAUGUGAUGGUCAGCAAGCUGAAUGCCAACCGUCAGCCUGGCGAAGCCUUCGGUGCUGCGAUGAGUCGCAUCUAUAAGGACAUUGGUUUCCGCGGCCUCUGGAACGGUCUUCCCGUCCGUAUUGUCAUGAUCGGCACCUUGACCGGACUCCAGUGGAUGAUUUACGAUUCGUUCAAGAUCUUCAUGGGUCUGCCGACGACCGGCGGAGGCCCAGCUGCGGAGAAGAAGUAGUGGUGAGUAGAUGCUGUGGCCAGUCAAGGGUCUUCUCUGUUCUGUAUGCACUUUAUUAGUCCCUACACAACGUACUGUAGUUAUCUCUAUCUCUGAGAAGGUGUAGUUGGCGUUUCCGUACAAUGAUGAGAUUAUUUGCACUUGUG